This is a messenger RNA of Agrilus planipennis (emerald ash borer), 5755 nucleotides long. RefSeq names its product agrin. The transcript has 23 exons. The record is from RefSeq and is a predicted model, not a curated record. Gene Ontology annotation, biological process: cell adhesion; cell differentiation; multicellular organism development. Gene Ontology annotation, molecular function: structural molecule activity; calcium ion binding; protein binding. Bases 223 to 5010 code for a protein of 1595 amino acids. Lineage: Eukaryota; Metazoa; Arthropoda; Insecta; Coleoptera; Buprestidae. Gene Ontology annotation, cellular component: actin cytoskeleton.
ACAACUGUGUAUUCAAUUGUAAAAACGAUUUUAGACCCCUGUGAAUCGAUAGUAUGUCCUGAUCCCGAAAUAUGUCAAUUAGAUGAAAAACGAAACCCCAUAUGUCGAUGUAGCGAAUCGUGUCCCUUAGAGAUAAAUCCUGUGUGUGCCUCAGAUGGGAAAACGUACGAAAAUGAAUGUUUCUUACGACAAGAAGUAUGUCGAACUGGUAGAUCAGUUAGCAUGAUGUAUUCAGGAAAAUGUACUACAGACGAAAAUCCAUGUGAAGAGCUAGAAUGCAAACAUUACCGGGAAUGUUCCAUCGACAAACGAGGUCACGCUACUUGCGUAUGCCCUCCACCCUGCGAAAUGAAGAUGAAACCAGUAUGUGGAAACGACGACCGUACCUAUUCCUCUCUGUGCGAAUUGAAAAGGACGGCAUGUACUUUUAAUCUUACGCUUGAACCAGCGUAUCAGGGUGUGUGUGGCGAAAUGGGUCCCUGCAGCCAUCACGUAUGCCGUUUUGGCGCCGUUUGCCAAGAAAAAAAUGGCAUUGCUGCCUGUCAAUGCUUCACUUGCUCCUCCGAAUUUCAACCUGUCUGCGGAUCCGACGGUAUCACCUAUGGAAACAUAUGCAAACUUAAAUUAGAAUCUUGCAAACAACAGCAGGAAAUUCGUGUCAUGUACACGGCCCCCUGCGAUGGAUGCGAGAGUCGAAAAUGUGACUUUUAUUCGAUGUGCGUACCAAACGAAGAUAUAGGGACACAAUGUGUUUGUCCAACUUCUUGCACAGACGCAAAGCUUCUUAAAGGUCCCGUUUGUGGUAAUGAUGGUGUGACAUACGUAAACGAAUGCGAAAUGCGGAUGAUAUCAUGCAAAACUCAACAACUCAUUUCGGUAUCCUAUCGUGGACCGUGCAACUCGUGCAACGGGGAGGAAUGUCCCAUAGAUGGGGACGAUUGUAAAUCCGGUAAUUGUCAAUGUCCUGUAAAAUGCGAGGGCGUUAGGGAAGAGCCUGUCUGUGCAUCCUCGAAUAAAACGUUUAUUAACGAAUGCGAAUUUCAAAAAGCAAACUGCGAACGAUCGCCUGAUCUACUUCCUCUUACCAUCUUGUUCUAUGGAAAUUGUAGCGAACGAUUUACCGCUGCAUCAACUCUAACUCCCUACUCCUCGGUUGGGGUCGAUUCGAAACUUGGCAAUAUUGAAUUUUCGCACACCAAACGGCUUAGUUACAACAACACCGAAUUAGACUUGGAAACUGCGGAAAAAUGUCGCGACAUUAUCUGCGAUUUCGAUGCCACUUGUGAAAUUGGUCCGGACAAUUUUCCCCGUUGUACUUGCCAGUUUGAUUGCGAAAACAUUGCUUCAGAACAGUCAGUAUGUGCUUCCGAUAAGAAAAUGUACCCUACUCUUUGCGCAAUGAAAAUGGAAGCGUGCCAAAGGCAGCAGGAAUUACGACUGAGACCGCUUGAAGUUUGCAAAGGUUCCGAGGUGAAGCCGUGCAACGGGGAAAAACCAGUUGUAGAUCCAUUCACAAACGAAGAAUUUGAUUGCGGUAACAACGCAAACAGGAGAGAUUGUCCUACAGGAAGCUACUGUCACAUUACUCUAACAGUAGCUCGAUGCUGUCCAAUAGAAGUGAAGAAGGAAAGUAACAGUUGCAAAGAUAGUUGGUAUGGCUGCUGUCCAGACGAAAAGACCCCAGCGCAAGGUCCUAACAAUGCAGGUUGCCCUUCUGUGUGCAGAUGCAACAGACUCGGUUCAUAUUCGAAAUCGUGUGAUCCAACGACACUGCAGUGUCCAUGUAAGCCAGGAGUUGGUGGGCAGAAAUGCGACAGUUGCUUGCCGGGAUUUUGGGGCCUACAACAUAUAGACAAAGGGAGCGUAGGGUGCAUCCCUUGCGCCUGUUCGGCGUUCGGAUCGGUUCGCGUUGAUUGCGAACAAAUGACGGGAAGAUGCGUCUGCAAACCGGGCGUGCAGGGGAAUAAGUGCACGUUCUGUUCAAAUCCGGACAAAGUGCUAGGACCAAACGGCUGUGUGCCAGCAGACGUAGCAGCUCCGCCUCCCACUACGUGCAAAGAAUUGACUUGCCAUUUCGGAGCGUCCUGUGUUGAACAAGGAGGAACAGCCUUUUGUGACUGCUAUAACGAAUGUAACGAAAAAACCGAUAAUCAAAUUGUUUGCGGAAGCGAUGAUCAAACAUAUACGUCCUCGUGUCAACUUCAGCUUCUGGCCUGUCGUUUACAGAAAGAUAUUGUCGUGCAGGCUUUCGGUCCUUGCAAAGAUGAUACCCUGCCUGGUACGGAACUCCCAUUCCGUCGUUACACACCCCUACAGUUUACUCAAUCGGACGAAUCAAAUUCGCCAUUAUCCAAGUCGACACGUCAUCUAAUGGUACCAGAUCUAAAGGUGUACUACGAACGCGCAGGGUCGUAUAUACCGCCCCGAAGUUCUUACCCCGACACCCAGUACAUUAGCAACAGUGCUUCGAUCGGGAAUGACCUUUAUCCAUCGUCGGGAACUGGCAUUUUCGAAAGUCGCGGAGAGCAUAUUGCAGCGGCUUAUAGGCCGACCCCUGCCACCGUACGAGUUAUAACAGCUCUCUUAGGAGAUCUUUGUUCAAAUGAUUCAGAUUGUCUCAUCCUCCACAGUUCUUGUGUCGGAGGUGCAUGCACAUGCUUGCCCGGUUAUGCCGAAUCGUCCGAUCGCCAAGCAUGCAACGAGGCCAGCACUACUGAAGAAUUCCGGGCAUGUUUUUCAUCUCCGUGCGCCGAAGGAAGCCGCUGCGUUGACCUGCCAGCAGCCAGUUUUGCAUGUAUAUGUUCUGUAAAUUUUACAGGACAGCUUUGUGAUAUACCAAUAUCGAAAACAAACUUCGACGUGCCGUCCUUCGAUGGCCAGGCUUAUAUUAGAUUAAAACCACUGAAAGCUUACUAUAAAUUAAGCAUAGAAAUUGAAUUUAAGGCCUACACUAAUAAUGGAAUUUUACUUUAUAAUCAACAACGAGAAAACGGUCAGGGCGAUUUUGUAUCGAUAGCCGUUGUAAACGGAUUCAUCGAAUUUCGUUAUAACUUAGGAAACGGGCCUACUGUCAUCAAAUCAUUAGACAAAAUUCAACUCAAUAGAUACCAUACAGUGGUCGUAAAACGGUAUCGUAGGGAUGGAUUUUUAAAACUGAAUGAAGACGAAAGCAUCGUCGGACAAUCGAAAGGCACCUGGGAAGCCCUAGAUCUAGCAGAGGAAACUUUUGUGGGGAACGUCAUUACAACUUACAAAAAAGUUUACGAAAACAUUGGUACAAAUCAAGGACUUAGGGGUUGUAUACGACGCUUGAAAAUUGGAAGAAGAGGUGUAAAAUUAAACGGCGACGUAGAUGAUUUUGUGUUAGGCGUUCAAGGUAUUCAAGAAUGUGGUAGUGAUCCUUGUUCUGGGUCGCCUUGUCAAAACGACGGAAUUUGCCAGGCUGUAGAUUCAGAAUUGUAUCGUUGCGAGUGUGGCCCGUCUUUCAUAGGAGAUUUCUGCGAAAACGUUAUAGAUCCAUGUCUAUCGAAUCCUUGUAAGGGAGGAUCCGAGUGCUUUUCUUUGGACACGGAAAACUUCAUGUGCCAAUGUCCUGCAGGAAGAAAAGGACGAACGUGUGACUUGGUAGACACAAAUUGGAGCGUAAAGAUACCUGAGUUCAACGGAUCAAGCUACCUUAAGCUACCCACCCUUAAGGGCGUUAUGAAAACAUUUUCGUUAGAAGUGGUUUUUCUUAGUAAAUCAUUAAACGGUCUCAUCUUAUAUAACGGCCAAAAAAAGAAAAACAAAGGUGAUUUCAUAUCUGUAAAUCUUGUAGGAGGUUUUGUUCAAUUCCGAUUCAAUUUGGGCAGUGGUAUUGCAAAUAUAACUUCUAGCAAACCAAUUGAAAUUAAUAAAUGGCAUCGUCUUCGAGUGCUAAGGGAUGGCAGGGAGGGUUUCUUGCAACUGGACGAUUCGUCGAUCGAAAAAGGUUGGUCGGGAGCAUCGUUGACCGACCUAAACCUGGAAUUACCGUUUUUUAUUGGAUCCGUCGAAUCGUGGCGAGAAAUUCAUCGUUUAUCCGAAGCAAACAAGGGAUUUAAAGGAGCAUUACAAAGAUUAGUAGUAAAUGGAGAGUCGAUACCGAUUUCGGCCAACUUUCCGGAAUGUUCCUCUCUACCUGAAAACAUUACCACCUGCAGCUCCGGAGUUGGGCUUUACGAUGGUCCUCCGUGUGUUUCAUCUAAAACUCCGUGCCAUAAUAACGGUCUGUGCAUCCCAAAUCUAGACGAUUACAUCUGUAAAUGCCCGCCCAGCUUCGAAGGAAAACACUGUCAAAUCGCCAAAGAAGAAGGCAUCUCUGUCAAAUUCACCGGCGAAACUUUUCUGCAAUACCGAAAUCGGGGAUACAAAAACGAAACAUUUUAUGAUUAUGAAGAAGACUAUGCGGAGCAAGAGUAUUUAGAAGUAUUAGAAGAUUACGAAUUGGAUUUCGGUUACGAACCAACUGAAUCGUACUCUGAUUUUGAUUUUCCAUGGAAAAAGGCUGAGAGAGGCAACAAGUACAUCUUCAAACUACGAACUUUUGCGUCCGAUGGACUGCUCCUUUGGAGAAGCAAAACUAGAAGUAUUCAGGAAGAUUAUUUCUCCGUGGCGAUAGUAAAUGGCUAUCCUGAACUAAGUUACAAUUUAGGAAAACAAAAGGCUUUCUGGGCUAUAAGAACCAAACGAAGAAUUGAUGACGGAGAGUGGCACACACUGGAAGUUAGACGAAGAAAGAAAAUGGGUUUUAUAUCGGUAGACCAUGAAACGCCCGCUAAAGGGGUGUCAAAUAAUGGGGCUCUUACAUUAAGUACAAAUUCGAAGCUAUGGAUAGGUGGAAUGCCUUCGCUACCACCUGGGCUUCCAUCGGCGUACUACAAAGGUUUCGAGGGUUGUGUAAAGCAUGUCUCCAUCAGUUCCAGACCCCUGAACCUAUUAAAACAUAUUAGUCCGAAAAAGAUAGAAUUUUGCCACGAUAACGAAAUUUAGAGAUAGACUCGCUUAGAUUACCUAUGUAAAUGUAUUUGUAAAUUGUUCUUGACUCUCUCUGUCGAGAUUUGAGACUGAUUAUCUAAACUAAUUUUCAGCGUAAAAAAAAAGAAGAAAAGUCGAUGUUAAAAAAAGAAAAAUAAAAAAAAUAAAAUUUACGUUUACACACACACAUGCACGAAUGUUGAGCAUUAUGUACGUGUUUGUAAACGUGUAUAUAGACUAGUUUUUCAUGCCGUAUACGCUUAUUAACGUACAACCCAAUUAUAAUGACGUACCUACUACAUAUGUAUAUACAUUUCAUUUUUAAUCUGUAUGUACGUAUGUACUACUAAGAAACUAAGUAACUAGAUUUUAUGUACCUAUUGUUAAUCGUAAAUUAUUAAAUACAUAGUACUUACAUACCACACACGAAAAUGCAGUGACCAGAAAUAACAACCGCCGUUAUUUUCACCUUUUUUGAGGGUCACUGUACAUUACGCCCGAAAAAAGCGAAUCAGCUGUACAAAUAGUAUUACUACAUUGGCGCAUUUUGAAAUUAACAUUGAACUCCACACAGGGUAUAUGUCUACUAAAAGAAUAACGCAAUUAAAAAUAGUUAAUUGUCACAAAAACUAAUAACUUAAACAGAAAAUCAAACGUACAUCUCAUAAUCAAUCUAUUCAUACUUCGUUAUUUUAUAAGAAAGAAACUAACACAAAUCCAUCAACAAGAACAAAAAAUAAUUCAACGAAUAAAAAUUAUU